AUGGAGCACCUGCCCCCGGAGGUGUGGGUUUACGUGUUCAGCUUCCUGAGCCAGGAGGAGAAGAGCACGGUCCGCCGCUGCUGCCGCUGCCUCCGGAGGCUCAUCGACCACGGCUCCCUGUGGCGGGACCACACGGUGGUUCUGUCCGACCUGCGGCGCUACACCUACGGCUUCUGGGACACGCUGCGCCACCGCAAGCUCACCCGGGUGUCGGUGCGACACCUGCGGCGCAAAGAGUGGCGGCGGCUGGUCCGGUUCCUCCCGUCGCUCACCGCCAUCGUGUUCGUGGACGGGGGCCGGCUGUACAGGGAGCGGUACCUGGACCACCUGGCCCGGUUCCCGGAGCUGAGGGACCUCGGGGUGCGGAACGCCGCCUGGGAGGAAGCGAUGCUCGGCCGGGGCGUGAGCGAGCAGCUGCGGGAGCGACUCACGCACCUGAGCGUGUGCAACGUGCGGCUGCCAUGCACGGAGCAGUUCAUCAGCACCGUGUGUCACCUGGUCAACCUGCGCUACCUGCUCUUCCACCAGCAGGGGGAGGGCUACGGGCUGGACACCGUGCGCCCGGUGCCCUGCGGGGUUUUCCACCGGCUGCUGCGGAACCUCAGCAAGCUGCGGCACCUGUCGUGGGGGAUGAGGGGGGAGCCUCCGGAGCCGCUGCCCGACGAUUACCUGAGUCCCCUUGAGCCAGGAACGAGCCGGUAUGGCGGCCCGGCGCUCACCAGUCUGGAGCUGGUGGAUUACCCAGAAACCCUCCUGCCAGAGAACGCCCUGAGGAGCCUGACCUCGCUCCGGUCGCUGACGGUUCGCUACCGGUACAUCAGAGAGGGGAUCCAGUGCCGCCUGACCUCCUGGCUCAGUCCACUGCAGCAGCUGGAGACUCUGAAGAUCAUCGGUGGUAAUUCUCUCGCCACAUAUACGACCACCAUCCCGUCCAGCGUGACCAGGCUGAUGCUGCGUGUGGCCAUCACUCUGAAGGACAUGGACUCCAUCGCUCCGAAGGUGCCGGCGCUCGAGCACCUGGACAUCGAGCAGAACCGGUCCAGCGGCAGCCUCUGCAGACGGAUCCCCAUGUUGUUCCCUCAGCUGCGGACGCUCCGGAUACGGUUCUUCCGCCGAGAACCAGAGAAAGACCUGCUGAGCCUCCACCGGCUGCGACACCUGGUGCAGCUGGAGCUGCUGGUGGAGCGCUCCUACAUCCUCAGAGACUACCUGAACGGUCACCCCUGGCCCAGCCCCUGCGUGCAGGAGCUGAUCGACCAGCUGCGCGAGCUGUCGGAGAACCGGAUCACCGUGAUCACCACCAUGCGCCAGAGGAACCCUCUACGAGAGUGUGACUGUGUGUGGGAGGGGGACUGAGGAGCAGGAGGGAAAACUGGGAAAUCAGUUUUUAUUCUCCUGAAGCGAGAGGAGGACGGAGUCGGGGACGAAGGAGUCGGUCUGUCGAUGAGGACAGACGGGGGGGCCUGUUUUCUUCUGAAGGAAAAGGUUUGAAGACGAAUGAGACUUAAUGAAAGUCGUCAGAUGUUAGAAUCAUGUGAUAAUCAAUGGAACUGAAGAUUAGAGCAAACCUGGGCCUCAAAACAUCAUGAAAUGAAGCCCUCUGGGGAUUAAUGAGAUCUGGGCAAACCAGCAAAGUGAAGUUUGAUCGAGGAGGAGAUCCAGAGAACGGAGGGACGACUCAGACCAGCAGGAACCAAACGAGGCCGGGAGCCGGGACUGGGUUUUCUAAUUGGUUCCACAACAGAUCCAGUUGUUAGCAAACUAACCAACAUUCAUUUAGCUCCAUCAGUUCAUCAUCAACGUGUGAAUAAUCAGGUGUUAAAGUCAGCUGCUGUUUCAGUCUGAUCUGAAUCAUCAUUUCAGCGGAUCACAGCCUUAUUGUGCGUCAUAAAUAUUAUGUGUUGAUGCAGCUUCAUCAGUAUUUGUCACAAUUAUAUGAACUAAUUAUUUCCUUUGGUGAAUAAAUGCACUAUCAUAGUUACAUCAUGUUGUUUCUCAAAGUAAAGCCCAGAUCAGAACAAACACAGAAACACAAAGUCUAAAGUUAAACUUAAAUGACUCAUUCAAUCAUUUAAUUUAAUUCAUUUCAAUCCAACUACUUUAUUCUAUCAUGUCACAUGAUGUUGUUUUCAGAAGCAUCCAAUGUUUGUGUUGUGUGAGAUGUCAUUUCUAUUUUUUUCUUAUUUUAUCACAAUUUACAGAAAGAAUGAAUAUUUAUUGUAUAAUUUCAUUGGUCCGUUUAUCAUGUCACAACAUUAAGUAGAACUGUGUGUAUGCUGAAAAUAAAAUAUAUAAAUAUGAUAUAA
Messenger RNA from Pleuronectes platessa (European plaice), 2306 nucleotides. RefSeq lists its product as uncharacterized. The record is from RefSeq and is a predicted model, not a curated record. Gene Ontology annotation, molecular function: protein binding. NCBI's taxonomy places the organism in Eukaryota, Metazoa, Chordata, Actinopteri, Pleuronectiformes, Pleuronectidae. Bases 1 to 1356 code for a protein of 451 amino acids. The transcript is spliced from 4 exons.